Molecule: messenger RNA, 812 nt
Organism: Dermacentor silvarum
Lineage: Eukaryota; Metazoa; Arthropoda; Arachnida; Ixodida; Ixodidae
Product: antimicrobial peptide microplusin-like
Exons: 5
Coding region: 83-397 (104 amino acids)
Source: RefSeq, a predicted model, not a curated record
GCAUUGCAAUAUAAGAGAGCCACACCAAGGGGAGUCACUCUGAGCAUCUUUGAAGGGCUGAGCAGUGUUUUUUGCGUCAAAGAUGAAAGCCUACAUUCUUACUUCGUGUCUCCUGCUACUCCUUGUUUGCCAGUCUUCAACUUCCAGCCUCGAUAUUUGCCGUGACACGGACGCCGGAAUCGAAGUCUUCUUUAGUUGUGUUCGACGCGUAGGGACAUUGAAGUUGAAAGAAGCUCUUGACAGCAUCAAGGGGACCAAUGGUUGCGACAGCGAUUCCUGUCUCGUUCGCUUCCUGUGCGCGAACGGUGACCUGGUGGAGGAGCUUGGGAAACACCUGACCGAAACGGAACUGAACGAACUCGUUGGUUUGAAACAACGGUGUGGAAUCAACAACUAGCGAUAGCCUGGCGUUGCCAAGUGGCGGUCACUGACGGUCCUUCUCCGCUCUGCGUUCAUCUCACAGGGCUGGAGCAGGCGACGCGGCAACCAUGCACUGAAAAGUCUAUAUAUUUAUGUCCGAGUUGUAGUAUAGCCUAUCUUUAGUGGUACUGUAUGAUUGCAUGCAUGCAUCAAUUGCAGGUGCCUAGUAGCAUGGGGUAGAUGAAAAUCAACUGAAUCUUACGCCUUUGUCUGCAUUCUGAAAAAAAAAGCUUUAUUGCAAGCAAGCGAAUUUAAUCCAUCUUUACUGAAAGAAAAUCAACAGCCAUACGGCCUACAGACAUCUCCAAACAACUCCGUUUUUAUUACGCACGAUAAUUACGUUUAUUACGCACGAAUGUUACGUACGAAUAAAGAGGCUUUUUAUUAUCAGU